GGGACGCGACGACGAAUCAGGAAUAUUUGGAUCUUCUCAAUAAGGAGACGCAAGAUGAAACUCUCCGUGCGCGUGCGUGGCGAAUGGUUCCAGUUGCCCUGCAAAUCAGGAGGGAAAGAGACGGUGUCAUGGCUCGGGGAAGAGGCCCUUCGCCGGUACCUGAAACUGAAGCCGCCCACUCACGUCCCGAACAAGGACGAGAAGGUAGCCAGCGUAAGAAGGACGCAAGGGGGCGCCAUCUUGGAUCCGUCCGAUCUCGUGUGUGAUGUGUUGGACGACAACGACUUCGUCUCCGUCGUUCUGGAGACCGACCGGCCAAAUCCGGUGACGGAAAAAGCGGAGAUCACCUACAUAUCAGAGCAGAUACCAGGGAAGUACAAGCCUCCGGAAGAGUACCUCACACUGGACGGCGCGUCACUCACUCCCGAAGACCUCACCGCCCUUGGAAAAGGCGCUUACAAGAUAAAGUCUCUUUUGCAGCUUAGCCCGGAGGCCGAGGGAGCUGUGAAGGCAGCAAGAGAGCUUGUUGAAGAGAUCGUCCGAGAGAAGAAAGUUGUGUACGGAGUUACAACCGGGUUUGGAAAGUUUGCUCGAAAGACGAUUCCGCAGAGCCAGCUGUAUGAGCUUCAGUGGAAUCUGAUUCGAUCCCACGCUGCUGGCGUCGGCGAUCCCCUAUCCCCGAGCAAAACGAGGAUGCUGUUAGCCCUGCGGAUCAACAUCUUGGCCAAGGGGAACUCGGGCGUGUCUCUAACCGUCCUGAAAAAGAUGAUCGACGCUUUUAACGCUUCCUGUUUGCCCUGGGUGCCAGAAAAAGGUACGGUGGGGGCAUCUGGAGACUUGGCACCCCUAUCUCACCUGGCUUUGGGCAUUCUUGGAGAGGGCAAGAUGUGGAGCCCUGAAACUGGCUGGGGUGAUGCCAAAUAUGUCCUGGAAGCUCAUGGUCUAACACCAGCUGUGUUGGGGCCAAAGGAAGGCAUCGCCCUCAUCAAUGGGACGCAACUGAUUACGUCCAUCACAGCUGAGGCUUUGGAAAGAGCGGAAGCCAUUGCUCGCCAGGCAGAUGUCGUAGCUGCUCUUACUCUGGAGGUUCUCAAAGGGACUUCCAAAGCCUUUGACAGUGACGUCCAUAAACUAAGACCCCAUAAAGGUCAAAACGAAGUGGCCAGGAGGCUCCGUGCGUUACUACACAGCGACACCUACCCUUCGGAAAUUGCAGAAUCUCACCGCUUCUGCAAUCGAGUCCAGGACGCAUAUACUCUGCGCUGUUGUCCUCAAGUGCACGGCGUCGUCCACGAUACUCUGUACUUCGUGCGAGGGAUUAUCACUGACGAGAUGAACUCGGCCACCGAUAAUCCGAUAGUACUAACGGACCGUGGGGAGAUCAUUAGCUCAGGGAACUUCCACGGGGAAUAUCCAGCCAAGGCUGCCGAUUACCUGGCCAUAGCAAUUCACGAAAUCGCUUCCAUGUCUGAAAGGAGGACAGAGCGUCUCGUCAACCCAGCUUUGAGUGAGCUCCCGGCAUUUCUAGUGAAAGAGGGCGGCUUCAACUCAGGCUUGAUGCUGGCUCACUGCACGGCUGCUGCCUUGGUGUCCGAAAAUAAGGUGUUAUGUCACCCCGCAAGUGUGGAUUCCCUGACCACUUCGGCAGGAACGGAGGAUCACGUUUCCAUGGGAGGAUUCGCUGCUAGGAAGGCCCUCACGGUUGUGGAAAACGUGGAGAGAGUCGUAGGCAUAGAAUUACUGGCAGCUUGCCAAGCCAUCGAGUUCCUGCGGCCGAUGAAAACUACCACGCCUUUGGAGGCGGUUAUCGAGGUCGUCCGCUCUGUAAUCAGCGCCAUGGACAAGGACCGCUUCCUAGCCCCUGAUAUGGACGCCGCCACCGAACUCCUGAAGGAGGAGAAGAUAUGGAACGCCGUCCGCCAUCAUAUCGAACACUAUCAUGAGGUUCAGAAAGUCGAGACCCGAGUCUUCUCCCCAUCCAUGAGCUUUACAGGAACAGGACCCCCCAGGGCUCAGAAGAGAGCGGCCAUAAGCAACGGGCGUGCAAGCUCUCCAGCCAUACACAAGAGGGCGACCAACGGGCGUGCUAGCUCUCCGGCAGUUAACAAGAGGACGAAAAGUUCAGCAGCAAGGGUCUGAGGCAGCUUAAAAACCACUAGAAAAAAUGACAAAGUAAUGAGCUGAUGACUACUUGCUGAGGCGUACUGUGAGAAUUAUGACUGAGCACGUGAAACAUUAGCACAGCGUUUGGUGAUGGAAACGGGAAUAUAACUCUUCUAAGGUUCAAGUUCUGCAAGGAAUUAAAUAUUUUACAUAAAAUCUAAGGAUCUGACUUAAGAAAAAAGAAGAGAUAAUGAUACGAAAAUAUAUUAUAAAAGGAGAUAUAUUGAUAAGGAUUAAUUUCUGCAAGGAAUUAAAUAUUUCACUUAAAUUGUAAGGAUCUGACUUAAACAAAGAAGAGAUAAUGAUACAGCAAUACUUAAAAAAAAGGAGAGAAAUUUAUAAGAAAAUGAAAAAAUCGGGAGGGAUAAUGAUAAGAAAACAUCAUCUGCAUGGACUAAUGUUGUAAAUUUAUUUUGUGUAUAUUGGCACGACAGAUAUGAAAGUGUGAAUUAGGAUUGAGGAGCAUCAGGAUAAACUGCCCAGACUACAGACCUCACUAGAAAGAUUCAGGGACUGGAGAAUUUCAACUGCGCGGAAUAAUACUGCUUUAACAGUGCCCUCAAUAUUCGUAAAGUUUUUAGGGUAAAAACGAUUGUUAUUCAGGAAUUAUAGGCAGAAAACCUGGUCAUUCUGCUUUUUAUAUCAGAUUUAUUCUAUUUUUGGUAACUUUGGACUAUGGUUUACAUUCAGCUGUAAUUAAGACCCCAAAACAAUUUUGUAAAAAAAGAGUAGUUAAUGUUGAGACUUCAAAUACAAAUUAAACACUUA
Molecule: messenger RNA, 2931 nt
Organism: Macrobrachium nipponense
Lineage: Eukaryota; Metazoa; Arthropoda; Malacostraca; Decapoda; Palaemonidae
Product: histidine ammonia-lyase-like
Exons: 17
Coding region: 55-2139 (694 amino acids)
Biological process (GO): L-histidine catabolic process
Cellular component (GO): cytoplasm
Molecular function (GO): histidine ammonia-lyase activity
Source: RefSeq, a predicted model, not a curated record